UGUUGCUGGCGCGGCGGAGAGGAGAGGAGAGGAGAGCGGAGUGGAGUGGAUUCCACUUUCCAAUCCCUUCCUCCUCCUCCUCCGCCUCCGCUGCGCGCCAAUCCCCUCACACCACCCCAAGACCCCGAGGAGAGGAUGGCUGGGAGGAAGCGGAAGGCGGAGGCGGCGCGGGCGGCGGAGGAGGAGGCCGACAGGGCGCUCUACGGGGCCUUCCGCGGCGCCGCCAACUCGCUCUCGCAGCUCUACGCGAUGGCCGGCUGCCACCAGAGGCUCUCCUUCCACGCCGGCGAGCGCCACGCCUUGGAAAAACUCUACCAGUGGAUGGUGCGACAGCAUGAAAGUGGGAUGAGGCUCACAGUUUCUGACAUAGCGGCCAACAUUGAGCACGAGAUUGCGUAUGGAGGUGACGGUGCAUUAACUUCACCAAGAUCACAAUACACAACCCAGAAUCUCCAAGCUCAAAGUCACAUCCCCAACACAAGCACGCAGCAACUAUCAUCUUGUUCAUCAGCAGCAAACCCAUCCAAGGAUUCAAUGGUCUUUUCUAAAGCACUAUCCAGCCCUUUCCGACAAAACCUGCAACUGUACCAUAUUCAGCAAGGUGGUCAUGCAGGAUGCUUCGCAGAUGGCAUUUUUUCCACUGGAAACCGUGACUCGAAUCUUGCAGUACCAAACGAUUCGUCAGUGGAUAUGCAUUCAGAUAGCCCAGGUCAUGACUCAUGAGCCCUGAUUCCUGAGUAAGCAAUUUCCAGCUUGAUUCCAUGAACUGCAAACAACAAAAUUGCAGUAAAGAAACGGAAUUGCCCACACGCAAUUAGGGAUGUAAAUAUAAACCCUUACCCCAAGUCGUCCUAAUAUUUAACUUCUUGUAAUUUAUUACUUCCUAUUGGUCUGUUACUUCUGAUAUAAACUGCACAUAUGUAUCAUCCAUGUAUGUAUUUUCAGGUUAAGUAUAAUAGCUAACGUAGCAGUUUUCUUUA
Messenger RNA from Oryza brachyantha (malo sina), 980 nucleotides. RefSeq lists its product as uncharacterized. The record is from RefSeq and is a predicted model, not a curated record. Lineage: Eukaryota; Viridiplantae; Streptophyta; Magnoliopsida; Poales; Poaceae. Bases 136 to 723 code for a protein of 195 amino acids. The transcript has 3 exons.